UCUGAUGGCAUGUCUAUAUUUUAGAUCAGAGAUGGUUAGAAGUUUGAAUUCCAUUAUUUUGUUACUGUUGUUCUUGAUCUUGAACUUGCUUAGAUCUCAUUGUUAUUGUGUUGAAGUUUAUGAGAUCACUAAUUCCAAACCAUUAGCAAUUGGACAAACUCUAGUCUCCCCUGGCCGAAUUUUUGAAUUGGGUUUCUUCAGUCCAAACAGUUCUGCUAAUACUUAUGUGGGGUUGUGGCACAAAAGCAUAUUUCCUCGUAAAUAUGUAUGGGUGGCUAACAGAGUUAUUCCUCUUGCAGCUACAGAUACUUUGACUACUUUGAGAAUUGGCAGCAAUGGGAAUCUGGAGUUAGUUGAUAGAAAACAUAGGUAUGUCUGGUCAGCCAAUAUAUCUAAUUGUUCAUCUGCAGUUCUCUUAGAUAAUGGAAACUUUGUUGCAAAACAUGUUACUGGAGCUGAUAUUUGGGAAAGUUUCAAUAAUCCUAGUGACUCACUUCUCCCAAGCAUGCUGGGAAAGCAGAUUUUCUUGACAUCUUGGGAAGGUGAUAACGAUCCAUCCCUGGGGAUAUUUAAGGUCGGACUGUCAGCAGAGUUGCCACCACAAUCGUUCAUUUGGAUAAAUGGAUCUAUUCCCCACUGGAGAAGUGGGCCUUGGGAUCAAUCGAAGUAUAUUGGUGUGACACCAGGAACAAGGUAUAACUCAAAAGCUUCAAACACAGUUCCAGGUCACAACGUUUUUGCAUAUAUGGACAUAUCUUCAGACGGAGUACUGCAGCAAAUGUAUUCAGAAAGUGAGAAAAGCUGGUAUCUUGACUGGGAGUCAUGGAAAAGCCCUUGUGACAAUUAUGGUGCCUGUGGCCCUUUCGGGGUUUGCACAGCUUCUGAAUCUCCAAUAUGCAAGUGUUUGAAUGGGUUUAUACCGAAGUCAAAUGAGGAAUGGAGCAGAAGAAUCUGGACAAGAGGCUGUGUGAGACAAACAAGUUUGUCAUGUGAGACGCAGACAAAUGAAUCCGUAGCAUCAAAAGGAAAAGAUGGGUUUUGGAAGUUGGAAAGAUUGAAAGUACCGGAUUUUCAUGAAUAUCUGAGUUCUUUGGCUUCUGACAAGUUUGAGGACUGCAAGAUACAGUGCCAGAGUAAUUGUUCUUGCCUGGCUUAUGCAUAUGUUAAUAAAAUAGGGUGUUUGGCCUGGUACAAAGACCUUAUUGAUAUACAACAAUUUUCGUCUUUGGGAGAAGAUCUUUAUGUCCGACUAGCAGACUCAAAACAUGGUGAAGGAAAGCCGAUAAAGUUAAUUGCCAGCCUUACAGCUAUUGGAUUUUUGAGUAUCUUGGUGGCUAUAGUCUUCGGAUUGCACCGGUGGCGUGCUAAUAGAAAUCGAGAUGUGGAAUCAACAACACCGCACUUGGAAUCAAGUAGUUUAUUUAAGAUCUAUGGAGACGAUGUUAGAGAAUAUUUAGGAAAGCAUGAUCUUUCAGAACUAAAGAUAUAUGAUUUCGAAAGCAUACUAAUUGCCACAGACAGCUUCAGCGACACAAACAAACUGGGGCAAGGAGGCUUUGGUCCAGUUUAUAAGGGGAUGCUACCAGAAGGGAAGGAAAUAGCUGUGAAGAGACUAUCUAGUAGCUCAGGACAAGGUGUAGAAGAGUUCAAAAAUGAGAUGCUUUUGAUCUCCAAUCUUCAACACAAAAACCUUGUUAGGAUCAUGGGUUGCUGCAUUAAAGAAGAUGAGAAGUUACUUAUAUAUGAGUUUAUGCCUAACAAAAGCCUCGAUACUUUUCUCUUUGAUCCAUUAAAGAGACCAGUUCUUGAUUGGGCUACACGUUCCAAGAUUAUUCGGGGUGUUGUUAAGGGGCUUAUCUAUCUUCAUCAUGAUUCCUAUGUGAAGGUGAUUCAUAGAGAUCUAAAAGUCAGUAAUAUCCUCUUGGAUGGAAAUAUGAAUCCAAAAAUAUCAGAUUUUGGAUUAUCACGCAUUGUUGAAGGAACACAGAGUCUAGAAAAUACUUUGAAGGUUGUGGGAACACGUGGCUAUAUGUCCCCGGAGUACGCUAUGGGUGGGGUAUUUUCCGAAAAAUCUGAUGUCUACAGCUUUGGGGUGUUGGUAUUGGAAAUUAUUAGCGGCAAGAAGAAUACCAGCUUCUAUAUAUAUGACCAACAGCUAGGCUUUCUAGCUUAUGCAUGGAACUUGUGGAAUGAAGGCAGGGGGGUGGAAUUGGUAGAUGAAAUGUUGGGUGAUUCAUACUCCUCGUCAGAAGUACUGAAAUAUGUGCAUAUGGGGCUUCUAUGUGUACAAGACAAUGUUGUGGAUAGGCCAACAAUGGAAGAUAUAGCUUUGAUAUUAAGUAGUGAGAACGAUGGUCCACAACCUAAGCUGCCUCUAUUCACCAUCCCAAACUCUAAUUAUCAUCCUCAACUACACACUGAGAACACUACCUCCUCCAAAAAUGAAGCUAGCUUUACAAUACUUGGAGGACGAUAAGAAGAAUACGAGCUUCUAUUUAUAUGAACAACAGUUAGGCUUCCUUGGCUAUUUAAGUUUAUACUCUAAAUCCUAAUGUAAUUGUUGUCUACAGAUUUUGGGUGUGAAUGACAAUUAAUGGGAUUAUUUUUAGCCAUGGAACUUGUGGAAUGAAGGGAGGUCACUGGAGUUAGUAGAUGAAGUAAUGGGUGAUAUAUUUUCCUCAUCAGAAGUAAUGACAUGUGUGCAUGUUAGCCUUUUUGUGUAUAGGACAAUGAUAACAAAUUUGUAGUCAUAUUUGUAAAUAUGUAUAGGACAACCAUGGUGGAUGUAGCUUCAAUUCUCAGCAGCGAGAAAGAGGGUCCCAAACCUAAGCUGCCGGAAUUCACUAUAAAAAUACUUGGAGUAUACUAAUGUUUCCAAACACUAGCAAAUUGUUAGGAUCACAAACUUAAUACCUUCCAC
Molecule: messenger RNA, 2920 nt
Organism: Argentina anserina (silverweed cinquefoil)
Lineage: Eukaryota; Viridiplantae; Streptophyta; Magnoliopsida; Rosales; Rosaceae
Product: G-type lectin S-receptor-like serine/threonine-protein kinase SD1-29
Exons: 7
Coding region: 5-2476 (823 amino acids)
Biological process (GO): recognition of pollen; protein phosphorylation
Molecular function (GO): protein serine/threonine kinase activity; ATP binding
Source: RefSeq, a predicted model, not a curated record